Podarcis lilfordi (Lilford's wall lizard) is the source of this 9282-nucleotide messenger RNA. NCBI's taxonomy places the organism in Eukaryota, Metazoa, Chordata, Lepidosauria, Squamata, Lacertidae. The record is from the annotation of a GenBank genome assembly.
CCUGCUGUGUUGCUCUACAGUUGGGACCCACAUUUCAUUUUCAUCAGCGGCUUGGGGAUAAAGGAGACAUCAUGAAGUUGCUUUUGCUUCUGGGCUUGGUGGCACUCUCCCAGUGCUUGGUGACCAAGUAAGUACCGGGGUUUCAGCUUUCUUGAAGGAAAGGAGGUACACUCUGAUUCAGAAACAUCCAGCCUUAUGUUUAAACCAGGGAUGGUGAAGCUAUAGCCCUCCAGAUUUUAUUAGAUACAACUCUCAUCAGUCUUCACUAUUGGCCAAGCUAACUGGGACUGAUGGGUGCUGGAAUCCAACAACAUCUGGAGGGCCACAUAUCCUAACCAGGCUCUAAACUUGGUUCAACAAGCUCUUUCAGCAAACUCUCUGUCUCUGAUAUCAAGCAAGCCAUAAACCCUUUGCUGUGUCCCAGUUCUACCCCCCAAAACUAAAGAAAGCAUUAAAAAAUUUAUCUAUUCAGCCAGCUAGCCAUCUACAAAAACCCUGUACAUUCCUAGGGUAGGAGGUGCCAUCUUUCUAUAGAAAACUUGGUGAAGCCAUUCUUGACUAGGAUCUCCAAGGCCCACUACAUUGCAAAUACUGAAAGUCCUAAAACAAACUUUGCUUUGCAAGCUUCAAGAACUAGAAUAUAUAUUUUCUCCUAUCACCUUGCAAUCUUUCUUUCUUUUCCCCCUUCUCACUCUUUGCUGUUUAGGGUCCCUCUGAGGAAAGGGAAAUCCCUGAGGCAAAACCUUAAAGAACAUGGGCUGCUGGAAAAAUACCUGGAGAAACAUCCUCACAACUUGGGCUCAAAGUAUUUCCCCAGCCAAGGCAACGCAAAUGCCGCUGAGCCCUUGGAGAAUUACAUGGAUGUAAGUAUUCUUUAUUCAUAGGUUAUAACUGAAACAAUACAUUACUGAAUUUUGGUAAAGAGAAGGAACUGACCAGGGUUAUUAUGUGCUUGCAAAAUUGGUUCACUCAGUAUAAAAUUAAAAUCUGAAAAGGAGAAGAUCAGGAGUGGGACCUACAUCUGGGUAACCAGUCAACCCAAUCUAUCCCUUCCAAAAAUUCCCACACCAAAUCUCCAUUGCUAAGCAUCCUUGGUUUGUUCUUCAGCCAUUUCUGUUCUUCACUGAGGCACUCCUAUCCUGGCACUUAGUGUUCCACUGCCAGAGACUACCCUUAGGACUUCUCCAGAUGACCUUUUUAUUAGCAUUCAUAUUGAUUUGCGUCUACAAAGCUUAUGUGGUAGUUAGACUAUGCCUGGACUUUAUUGAGCAUUUGCUCUGUUUAUUUAUGGGGCAGUUAUACCACAAUGAACAUUCAUCCUGAUCUGCUUGCAAGGUGUUUACAUGUCUUUCUGUUAAUAAUUUGUUCAUCCCAUACUUUCCCCAUCAUUUUUCUAAUGGCCAAAAGUCAGGUUUUUAAAAAAGCAGAUUUGUUGCUCUAGGUCAAUGGAGCACUUUAAUCCACUUCAAUUUUGCAGACCUAAAGCACCCUUAGAUCUGAGGUAUAAUGUAUUUAGAACAGACAUCAUUUUAGCAAAGGUUUCCAUGCAAACCCCUUCCUGAAUGCAGAAGUGGUUUGCAUGGACUCCUGCCAAACUGAGCAGGAUUUAACUGCACACACCCUGUUCCCAACAGGGAACAUGUAUGCACAGCCAACAUGGAAUUUAACCCUGCCCUCAUGCCUAUCAGAUGAUGUCACAAGUGAUGUCAGCUGAUGGGCAGGUGGCUGUGGUUUGGAGAAAGUGGUCUUGAGGGCCAGCUUGGACUCCUGGUGGACCAGGAUUGGCCCACAGGCCAGUUGUUCUUUACCCUUGUCAUAUGAGCUUCCAAUGAACCAAUCAGAAUGGAUGCUCAAUAAACGGGUCACCAGGAAGAACUUCUGUCUCCAGGUGAAUCUUCUGUGGUGCAAUAGUAAUGAUAACACCCCGUUUUCUUCCCCCCACAGAUUGAGUACAUUGGCACCAUCUACAUCGGUACUCCACCACAGCAGUUCACAGUCCUCUUUGACACCGGCUCCUCCAACUUGUGGGUCCCUUCUGUGUACUGCUCCAGCUCAGCCUGCUGUAAGUAGCCUUUAGAAUUGGGAAUGGACUGGGUAAUCCUUUCAGCCCAUGCCUAGCAAUCACUUCCUCAAUGUAUAUUCAUAGUGGUCAUGCAAAAUGCAGCCCUAAUAUUAGGCUUAAGUGGACAGUUGCCUAGACUAGCCCAUGGCAGGUGGCAAUAAAGGGAAUCAAGGUGGAACAACAACACAAGGUCUAUCUUCACAUAUGGCAGGGGUAAGGAACCGUUCUCAGCCCGAGGGCCACAAUCUCUCAUGGGCAACUUUUCAGGGGCCUCAUGUCAGCAGUGUGGGGGGCCAGAGGUAAAAGGGGAGAGACAACUGCUAAAGGAGACUACAUUGCGAGCCCAGUCGCAGUCCCCCUCCCCAGAAAUCAGGCCCCGCAAAUAAGAAGAUACAUACACAGCAUGUUAUGGGAUUAAAUUAGGCCACAACUUUAUUAAAAUUCAGAUGUAGGAGAACCUUGGCAUAGGUAUUGGGUAUGUAUUCCUUUCUGACCCCGGCUGGGAACUAAGGAAGAGCAAGGGUUGGUAGGAGUUCAGGGGGACACCACAGAACAUAAGUUUAUGCGGCUGGGCUCCCCCAACUCCUCCCGUAUGGGGGUUCUGACCAUGCACUGAGCACUCAUGGUCAGUGGUACCCAGCAUAAAACCCCUCUAACUGGGCCCUGCUAAUGCCGCUGUGUGAGAGAUGUGCUACUGCAUUACCCCUUGGUCACAUUGAUGGACUAAAGGAUUCCGCCCAAGGCCUAAAAUCGCAGCCUCACCGCCAAGAUUCCCCACAGCUGAAAAGGCCUACCACUUGCAAAAGUUUAGCAACAACCCGCAAACCACUCUUCCAGAUGCUCUGACCAGAAUGGCUGACCAGCAUUGCCGGCAGCUUCCUUUUCUGGUUCCCAGGUCCGCCCCGGCAGAGAGGCCUGGAGGGUUGCAUUUGGCCCCUGGGCCUGGAGGUUCCCCACCCCUAAUAUUUGGGGAAGUGACAUGAGGGGAUAUUUCUCUCUGCAUCUACUCAACCGGCUAGAGAGGAGCAUUCCCCCUAGCACUGGCCAGGUGUUUUCCCCUCACAACCACAGCCAGCUCCCAUUCAGCUGAGGUUAGAGGAAAGAGCUUUCACAUUGUAGUACUGAGGCAGCUCACGUCUGUAUACAUGUUGAACCUGAACGCCACAACAUCACGGAUUAACUCCUUUGUGUUUUCAGCAAACCACAACCGCUUCAACCCCCAACAGUCCUCCACCUACCAGGCCACCAGCCAGAGCGUCUCCGUCACAUAUGGCACCGGGAGCAUGACUGGAUUCCUAGCCUAUGACACCGUCCAGGUAAACUGCUGGGGGACAAAGAAUGAUGGGCAGCCAGUUUGGAAGCUAAACACUGGGCAUAGGUGGAUAAAGAGGAGCAGUACUGACUGAGAACCAGUGCUUUUUUUCUGGGGGUACUCAAGGGUAUGCAGUACAGGCACCUCUUUUUCUAGAAGCAAAGCACUGCUGAGAACCAUAGAACUAAAAUACAUCACUCUUUGCUAACUUGGUGAGCUUCAGAUAUUUUGGGCUAUGCUCCUCAUCAGCCUCAGUCAGAACACCUUUCAGAACCUGCAUUACAAGUCAUAUUCUAUACUUUACAGCUUGCACUUAGCUAUGCUAGAUUCCCUGUUAUCUAGAUUCCCUGCAAAAUUAGUAGAAGGUUCUUUGAAAAAGGAUGUUUGUAUAGAAUAGGAUUUACCUAAUGAGUCCUGGCAGUGCAAUAUCUGCCUGAGGGUUUCUGUUUGCGCAAUGAGCCCCCCCCCUCCUCCCCAACUUGCCCAGCAGUGCACACACACACCCCAUUUUUUCUGGGGAGAGGGGUCGGGAGAACACCCAAAACAGAUGGAGGGGAGAUCGUUCCAUCUGGCAAACUGCAAAACAUUCACCAUAGCACAAUGAUGAAUUCCACCCACAGUGCUUUUCCUAGGUUUUCAAAGGACUCCACAAACAUUGGUCCCAUUUGAAUAGAACUCAGAAUCAGUUUAGUGCUACACAAAUGAGCCUGGUUCAGACUUGUUGUGUCAAAAUGUGGUUAAUUUAAAUGAUGGCUUAUUUAAAUAAUCCAAGAUCAAACUAUGGUUUCUGAUCCUGGCCUUCUUCAAUAAACCAUAGUUUAAGCUAUCAGCAGUUCCAGGUCUGAAAAUAAUGACAAAAUGAUUAAUUAAAAAAAAGGAAACGAGUUCUUCUUUUGUUCCAUGGCAGAGGAGGAUUGCUCAUGUAGUACUAAAACUAUGGUUUAGCAUUAGGUCCAAGCCAGGCCAAUAUCAUAGCAGUCCUUGCAACAGACCACUAUUAUGAUUUCCAUGUUAAGGGCAAGGAGGCUGAGAGUGGCUUACCUAAGGCUACUUUUCCAAUUUGUGGAUGAGCUGAGCUUUGAAGAAGGGGAGUUCCAGCUCACACUCAAGAUUACACCAGCUGAAAAGCAAAAAAAGAGCCUUUAUUAGGGGUUGCUAUAUUUCAAAAAGUAAAAAUCUGGACACAAAAGUUGUUGAGCUUUUAUUUCAAAAUCUCAGAGAAAGAGAGAAAUUUUAAAGCUCCCCCCCCCCUUUGGAAAUUCGCCAAAGAUCAACACCUCCAAUAUGGGCUGCCAUAUGCCCGGGUUUUCCCAGACAUUUCAACCGAUUUCUGAAAAUUCCACCCAGACGCCAUUUUUGACGGACGAAUUCCAAAUGUCUGGGAAAUUCUAGAUGUACGGCAGCCCUAGCCUUCAUUAUGUUGCCUGGUUAACAAAAAGUACUGCCUAUCACUGCUACCACCACCACCACCACCACCACCACAUACAUCAGCUAGGAAGUGGAAUAUUUUCAUUUAAUUUCAUAAUGUAUCUGACUGUAGCUUCUCUCGCACAUAGGUGGGAAGUAUUGAGGUCACCAACCAGAUCUUUGGCCUGAGUGAGACCGAGCCUGGCACUUUCCUGUAUUAUUCCCCCUUUGAUGGCAUCUUGGGUCUGGCUUACCCCAGCAUUGCCGCCUCUGGUGCAACUCCUGUCUUUGACAACAUGAUGAGCGAGGGUCUGGUGUCUCAGGAUCUCUUUUCCGUCUACCUGAGUUCGUAAGUACUGUAUGAGCUAUCUGAGAGCAUUUCCCCACAAAGGGAUGCAGCAGGGGCCCAUUGCUAAUGGACAGAGGACAUGAGAACUAAGUAGGUUGUUUCUAGAAACUCAGCAGCAGGGAAACUUGUGCUGGAUAGUAAGUCCAAAAUUUGACCCAAAUACCAAAUUUAGCUUCAUGUCUAAGCACAAAACUGCAUGCAAGUCUUUUUAAAAUAUUGGGGAUUCUGACUUUAUUCCUCACUAGCCAUCACCAUAUCAAGCAUCACUUAGGGCUCAGCUGGACAACUACUAAAUAUAUUACAACUUAUAGAUGAUGGUGGUGAUGUAACACUUUUUAUAAGUGCUUGUUGCCCUUUACUUACUCUGACACCAUAGUCUUUACAACAGCAUGGAUGGCAAACUUGUGUCCCUUCUGAUGUUGUUGGACUCUGACUCCCAUCAGUCUCAGCCAGCAUUUUGGGGUGGAUUCAGUCACAUACUGAAAGCUUAUUUGGAGCUCUUGUGCAACAAGCCCAUUUCCUCCAAAAGAUCAAUAAGGAGAAUACCAGUAAUUUCCUUAUUUGCAAUAAGGAAAUUGAUGGGGAAAUGCAGUAGAAAGUGUGGAUAACACUUGCUUUGAUGCAACGCCAUCUAUCCUCCCCACAAACAAAUAGGAAUGAAUGCUUAUUAAAUAUCCAACAUCAUCAAAUCUCCCUGCAAGUAAAUGAGGAUGAAUGCUCAAUAAACAGAUCAUCUGAAAGCACCCUAUGCUAUGUGAAAGACUCUCUGCCUGAGAUUCUGGACAGUUGCAACCAGUCAGAGAAGACAGUAAUGGCCUAGGUGGACAAACAGUCCCACCUUAUAUCGGGCAGGUUCUUAGAGUCCUCUGUUGUCAUUUUCUUCUCAGCAAUGACCAGAGUGGAAGCUUUGUGAUGUUCGGUGGUGUCGACUCAUCCUACUAUUCCGGGAACCUCUACUGGGUGCCUCUCUCUUCUGAGUCUUACUGGCAGAUCACUCUGGACAGGUAACGACAACUUCAGUCAUCACUUCAGUCAGAGGCCACCAAGAAGAAGGUGCAAAAUAUGAUGUGAUCAGCUGAGACACAUAUGAGAUUCAGAGAAUAGCUGAGGGAGGGAGAACAAGCAGGAAAGAGGCAGAGGCAGGGAGAGCAGCCAUGGAAAGUUGUACCUUACACGCAAUGGGUGGAUCUCACGAGAGCAUUUCUCCCACAUUUCCUCAUGGGCACCUUGUGGGCAAAAAGAUGAAGGUUGCUUUCUCUUUGUCACAUUUGACCUACCUGUGUUCUCUUCAGCAUCACCAUGAAUGGCCAGGCUAUUGCAUGUUCCGGUGGCUGCCAAGCUAUUGUUGACACUGGUACCUCCCUCUUGGCUGGUCCCCCUCAAGGCAUUUCUAACAUUCAGUACUACAUUGGUGCAAGCAACGGUGAGGUAAGGAAAGAAGGGAGGCUUCCAAAGGUACCAAAGAGACUGAUAUGAUGGAGAGCAUGCAUGUGUUAGAGAGAGGCGGGGAGAGAGAAAUGAGUUCAAUGCCAAUUCUGACUCCUGGGUGGUGGUUGUUGUUGUUUUUAAAAAAGCACUGAUGUGGGCCAGCAGUGGGAAACAUGUGGCUCUUCAUACUCCUAUCAGCCCCCGCCAGCAUGGCCAAUGGCCAGGGAUGAUGGGAGCUGUAGACCAGCAACAUUAAGAGGGCCACAAGUUCCUCACCUGUGAGGUAGGCCAAAAUCAGAUUAUGAAGAAAGUAAAGGGGAAUGGCAAGUUGGUUAUUCCUCAGCCUUCCUGUGACCUUUCUCCAUUGUACAAAGAACCUUCUGCUCGUGGCUGGAAGGCAGGGUAAAUAUGGAUAUAUUAUAUUAUAUAUAUAUAUAUUAAAAAAUAAUAAUUAGAUGCUUGGAGUUUUAGAAAAAAAGUUACUUGGUGCUAUUGUUAUGGUGGAUGCAAACAGCUUCCCUAAGAAAGAUCUUCUGCUGCAGGAGCAUUCCCUUUUCGAUCCGAACUAGACUGUUGCCAAGAAAAGGUCAUUUCCAUCCAAACACCAGCCGGCUAGCACUUAUCAUGGGAUGGUUGUGCAAGAAGGUGGUUGCACAAAUGUUGCCUGUGGUGGCAAGCGGCCCAGUUCCAACCCUGCCCUCAUGAUAUGAUUGGUGCUAUUUGUUUUCUAUACUGCAUCCCCACCCCCACCCCAGAGCUGCCAUAAUCAUUUCCUCUGUUUGCAAUGUUCAGGGUGUGCGUGCUGCUGCUUUUGCAGCCAGAACAGCACCACCCAUGAAACAGAGAAAGGCUUGAGGAGCCUCCAAGAUUUGCAGAAGUAGAACAAUCUUUAGGAAACCUGGAGGGUGGUGGGACUCCAGAUACAGUCCAAUGAAGGCCAUGGAACACUGAAUUGUUGAGGUGGGAGCAGAAAAUCAGGGAUGGAGUGGAGUGGAAUGAAGUAGAGUGGCUGGAAUCCUGAACAGUAGGAAUUCCACACUGCAACAUUAUGUUGAAGGUCCCAUUUGUAUCAACUAAUGUCCUUCCCAGGGCCCUUCCACUUAGACUAAUUGUUGGCUUUUCCUUUUGUUCUCAACAUUUGAAGGCACAGUGCCACAUGGCUAAUCUUGUUAUUUUUUAUUUGUUCUACUCCACAUCAGGUCAGCUGCAGUGCCAUGAACAGCCUACCUGACAUUGUUUUUACCAUCAAUGGCUAUGAGUUCCCUGUGCCUGCCAGUGCCUACAUUCGCCAGGUAAGGGUCAUGGUUCAUCUAACCUGGAAUUUUCUCAAAUCGUUUCUGUGAAGGGAUCAGCCUGCUGAUUAAAUCAGUCCUGCUGGCUAGGACCCGAACCAAUGAAUUCAAGUUACAAGAAAGGAGAAUCUGACUAAACAUCAGGAAGAACUUUCUGAUAGGAAGAGCUGUUUGACAGUGGAACAGACUUCCUUGGAAGGUUAUGGAUUCCCCUUCCUUGGAGGUUUCUAAGCAGAGGUUGGAUGGCCAGCUGUCAUGGAUGAUGUACUUGAGAUUCCUGCAUUACAAGGAGUUGGACUAGAUGACCCUCAAUGUCCCUUCCAACUCUACAGUUCUAUGAUUCUAUGAAAAGUUGAUAGGAAUCAGAUCCAUGAAGGGGUAAUAAUAUCAUAUAAAUUCAAUAAUACAAACCUAGGAAAGAUCCACACCAUACAUUUGAAGUACAUCCAAUGCACAUUUAAAGCACAUGACUUCCUUCCCAAGAAUCCUGGGAACUGUUGUUUGUUAAGGGUACUGGGAAUUGUAGCUCUGUUAGAGGGAAAUUACAGUCCUCAGGAUUCUCUGAGAGAAGCCAUGUGACUUGGAUAUGCUUUAAAUGUAUAGUGUGAACCUGCAGGGUGUGUGGGGGGGGGAGACAAUCUCCUAAUGCCAUAUUCCAUAAAAUGCACAAGCAUUCAAGCAACACAUGGCUGAAUGAAAGGAAGGUGUGCUAGGGAGACAGCUGGUGUCCAGUGAGUGACACAAACCAUAAAGCCCUCCUUAUAUCAAUCAUAGGACAGUCCCCACACAGCCCCCAACCUCACUUCAACAUAGAUGCUCUGUGAAGGGUCUCCCAUGCCAGUGAAGCUACUCAAGUGGUGUGACACAAAAGCCAACACUAACUGUAUCUUGUUUCCCUUUGUUUCAGGGCCAAAAUGGCUAUUGCACAAGUGGCUUUGAGUCCAUCAGCAUUCCUACUCAGUCUGGUGAGCUGUGGAUCCUUGGGGAUGUCUUCAUCCGCGAGUACUACUGUGUCUUUGACAGAGCAAACAACCAGGUCGGCUUGGCCCCUGUGGCAUGAACGUGACAACAUCUAUUGGCAAAAUGAUUCCCUCAAGGUUGUUUUUACUUGCUGGGACUAAAUUUAGUCACUAUGCUCCCUCCCCAUAAGCUGAAACAUUAAUAACAGUAGAAUAAAAGAAUAUAAAGCAAAUGAAUUUUGGUUUGCAUUCCUCACAGACUUAAUGCAUACCUAUCUAACUAAGUAUUACCAGUGAGAAAGUGGAGCUGGUUUUUCUUUUUCGUGUUCAUCUUUUCUAGUUUCCAUGGGUCUCUACUCUUCUCUUCUUCUGGCUAGAUCUGUUGAGCAACUUAAAGCACAACACACAACAUCACUCUAUCCUGAAUUUCUGUUCACCAGUUCCAUGUGAGAGCUUCAGCUAUGUUUUACGCG